UAUGGAUAAGUUCUAAAAAUCCGGUUCUCCUUAUCCGGGUCAUUAACUCCAUAUGGUCCAAGAAAGCUGGCACACUACCUUUAAGCUGUUGAAUCUUUUGAAUGCGAUGUGUUAAGUAUUGCUGUAAGCUGUUUCUUGUGCAUCGUUCAGCCAUAGACCUCUGUACACCGGUCGGCGGUCAGAGGUCUAUGGUUCAGCGUAUAUGCUUGUCAACUUUGGGUCACACAUAUAAGUAUUAACUUAUUCGCCGACGACAACGAAAGAAACCGUAAGCGUAUGUAGAUAGCCGAUGAGGAUGUUAAUUGUGGUUGAUGCCAAUCUCCUUUCUUAAACUUAGUUGCGAUUAGGCUUCCUCUUAUCGUCUUAUGUUCUGGUCUGUGGAGCGGCGGAACAUUGCUGUGAAAGUAUCGCUUGGCGGUCGAGUGUAGACACAGAUUUGUCUAUUUUUCUGAUGGGUGGUGUGCUGUUAGAGAUCGCACUGCGCGCAGAUCUUGCUUGAGGGUAAAAUAAAUAUGAACUGUCAGUAGGUAUUUGUCUGGAGUGUGUCUCAGCUGAUGUAAUCCAAGAAAGAAUGCACUUUACAAUUUUGGCACUGAAACCAUUUAUCAUGAUAUUUGACGCCACUACGGCUUCAUGAAGAACGUAGGACAACUGUCGUUACAUUUUCUGCGAGGCGAUCUUUUUUCAAAUUCGUCCGUACCUCCUCGUCAUGGAUGGCAAAAUGUCAGUCACCACAUCUCUGCACGUGCACAGCUCUCUGACGUUUCGGCGCAUCUAAUUUCCAACGCGCACCGGCCGCAUCAUGCAGACCGUGCGGACUCCGGAGACCGCCCCUGAGGGGCCGGUCAGGUCGCUGAUCGGAUCGAUCCAGAGCUCUGUGGUUGUGGUCGGCUCGGCGCUGGUCGUGCUCGCCGCCUGCGGCAACUCCAUCACAUGGCACCUGCAGCAGUUCUGGGGCACGUCCGGUAACCUGUGGCAGUCCAUCUGGGACCGGGUGUACGACUACUUCGAGGGCGACCAGUUCAACAUCAUACUCUAUGGAACGCCGGCGCUGGGUUUGGCCGUGUUCUGGUCGGCCGGCAUCGUCUACAUCCUGAUGGACGUGACGCUGCGUCCGGAGACGCUGCGGCGCUACAAGAUUCAGCCGGGCACCAACGAGCCAGUCGACACCUACCGCCUCCUGCAGGCGAUCUUUUGGGUGCUGUUUAAUCAGACCGUGGUGGGACUGCCCUGUAUGCUGGUGUUCUACAAGCUGCUGGAGCUACGCGGGUUCGACACGGGCCGCGAGCUGCCCACCUUCCACUGGGUGCUGCUCGAGAUCGCCGUCUGCCUGCUGGUCGAGGAGGUGGCCUUCUACUACAGCCACAGACUUCUCCACUCGCCGCGGCUGUACAAGAAGAUCCACAAGUGGCACCACGAGUGGACGUCGCCCAUCUCGAUCACGGCGCUGUACGCGCACCCGCUGGAGCACGUGCUGUCCAACUACCUGCCGCCGUUCCUGGGCGUGCUGCUGCUGGGCAGCCACGUGGCCACUGCCUGGCUGUGGUUCAGCAUGGCGCUGCUCUCGACCAUCAACGCCCACUCGGGCUACCACCUGCCCUUCUUCCCCAGCCCGGAGGCGCACGACUUCCACCACCUCAAGUUUAACCAGUGUUACGGCGUGCUGGGGGUGCUGGACCGACUGCACGGCACGGACGACAAGUUCCGACGGCGGCCCGAGUACCAGCGCCACGUGAUGCAGCUCAGCCUGGUGCCGCUGCGUCAGAUGUACCCCGACCAGCAGAAGGGCGCCAAGGCGGAGUGACCGGCUGGGGCGCCCCCACCUCACUGACCCUCCCCCUCCCCUCCCGUCUCCCUCCGCUGGGUCAGUGCUCUCCGCUUUACGUAGGCUGCAGAGUCCCCGACCCGAGUCUCUGGUUACCAAUGAACUAAGCGGGAUGCAGGUUACUUUGUUCAAGUUGCAUGUUGUUAUAUUUAGAGUAUUUGUUUAACACAGAUCCAGGAUUUGAUCUGCCUCCCAAAGUUAUCCGCUAAGCCCAGGUCACAAGCUUUUCAUUUCGUAAUGCCUCUUCAUAUCACAAUCAUUACAUAAGGCUGUGCUCAGCCCAGCCUUGGCCCAGUGAUUCGCACUUCGCUGAACACGAUUCAUAAAUGGUUACAAAAUUUGUGUAUUGGAUUUCUCAACUCCGUGGCCAAAGGUUAAGCAGAUGUUAGCCUUUUCAGCGUUGGCCUUCUACAUCUUCAGUCCCUGCAAAUUGUUGGGCUAGACUUAUGGCGUCAUUUGUCAAAAGAAUUGGCACUUGCUCAUCAGAACCAGCCCGGUCCUGCGAACCAGAUUCAGUUCAGGUAAAUCCCUCUCGCAGUAACUGCGUAAGCAAGACAUAGUAUCAACUCUAUCCCCUCCCCAAGGCUUAGUGAAUUCCCAGCAAAUUUGCUGCUUCGUAUUUCAUGUCUAAUAUGUUUAAACGAAAUGUGAUGAGAUUAUUGUGUGACGUGUACGACAAUCUGUACCGAUUAAAUUGCACUGCAUACAUGUUGCAUGACGGCAUCCAGUAGUGCACGUUGGUUUUGCGUUUCUCGGAUCGUGUAUAACAGUAACUCGUGAAGAUAAUGAUAACAAUAAACGCACCCAACGAAUA
Molecule: messenger RNA, 2639 nt
Organism: Amphibalanus amphitrite
Lineage: Eukaryota; Metazoa; Arthropoda; Thecostraca; Balanomorpha; Balanidae
Product: fatty acid hydroxylase domain-containing protein 2-like
Exons: 7
Coding region: 803-1804 (333 amino acids)
Biological process (GO): sterol biosynthetic process
Molecular function (GO): iron ion binding; C-4 methylsterol oxidase activity
Source: RefSeq, a predicted model, not a curated record